Messenger RNA from Diorhabda sublineata, 13767 nucleotides. RefSeq names its product dynein axonemal heavy chain 8 (gene kl-3). Gene Ontology annotation, cellular component: dynein complex. Gene Ontology annotation, biological process: microtubule-based movement. NCBI's taxonomy places the organism in Eukaryota, Metazoa, Arthropoda, Insecta, Coleoptera, Chrysomelidae. The record is from RefSeq and is a predicted model, not a curated record. The transcript has 68 exons. Gene Ontology annotation, molecular function: ATP binding; dynein light intermediate chain binding; ATP hydrolysis activity.
AUGGAAGGAUUUCAAAGUCAAGAGUCUGACCUGCAAAUGGUCAUCGGUUUAGCAAGACAUAUGAAUGACGGACGUGCUAAAAGGACAAAAUCAAAAUCUAGUGCGACAUAUUUGGCUAUACAAGAAAGCUACAAAGAAAAACUGCAAAAAUAUAAAGAUUCAAGAAUGCUAAGAUAUCAAGAAAUGCAACUACCUCACAGGCAGGUAUGCGACAUGAUCGCUAUGUACCUCGGCCUUGAACCCAAUGAAGUAUUAGAAUUUGUAAUUGAUCACGCUAGACAAGUAGACUUUUUAAAUAGUUUUCUCACCAAAGGUGGCAUUAAAUGUAUUCUCUACUAUUAUCAAAAGGGCACAAUAUAUGAUAUGAACAAUUAUUUUUUAAAAAGUGGUCGAGGAACGCCACCUGCAGGUGUUAGCUCUAUAGAUUUCUAUCGCUUGUUCGUAACAGAUGGCGAAUUUGUAGGCGCCAAAGGAAAAGAAGUAUUUUACGUUCAAUUUGAUACGAAUUUUGGAGAGAUUAGUUUUGCCGCAUUGGCAUAUGACAUAUUGGCGGAAUUGAUAAAACCGUUAUUGUUAUUGUGGAAAGAUUGGGGUGAUUUACCUAAAACUGAAAUAGGUCGAAUGCAGAAACUUAAUUUUAAUGGCGAUUUCGAGGCUUUCAUCACGUACCUCGAUAGGAUAAAAGAAGAUUUGAGUGGAAUCGUAACUUUCAAUUAUGAUCCCGAAGUGUUGGAAUCGAUCGAUUGUGAAGAAAAACGGGAGAAGGCGUAUUUCGAUAAACAGCUUAUCGCCCAAACGGAACUUACGGUCAGAAUUUGGUCGAAGUUGAUAGAAAAAUGCCUCGUUCAGUUUAGACAAUUAAGAAGAGAAAACGAAUUUGUUGGUCCCGUUGUUGAAAUCGAGUACUGGAGAAGGCAAUUGACGCGAUUUACUUCCGUGACGGAAUUUUUGGAAACCGAAGAGUGUCAAACUUUUAUAGAGUUUAUUGAAUUCAUCAACAACGUACAAGUGCUGAAGAUUUGGAGAAAACACGUAGCGGCUGUAUACGAAACCCGAAACGAAGGUUCGGAUAACGUAAAAUACCUUUAUUCGAUGGAAAAAUAUUGGGAGCCUCUAUAUAGAUUAGAUCCGGAUGAUUUACAACAAUACAUACCGCCGCUUCUGAACGCCAUCAGAAUGGUAUUUACUACAUCAAAAUUUUAUAACAGCACCGGAAAUGUCACCGCGAUUCUAGUGAAAAUAUCCAAUCAGUUGAUCAAAAGGUGUCGGCUUUAUUUGAAUUGCAACGAAACGAAAACGGUGUGGAACCAACCGAAGGAAGUGGUUUUGAAUAAAAUUAAGAUCUGCUUGGAUUUAUAUUUGCGAUAUUUCCAAUGUUUCAAACACACCGAAAAAGUAAUGGAAGAGAACAAUGAAAAACCAUUCGAAUGUUCGGAAAUGUACAUUUUCGGAAAAUUCGAGUCUUUCAAAAAACGUAUGGAACAAAUUGUGUUCGUAUUGAAAACAACUAUCAAAUAUUCAAUUUUGCAAAGUAGCACCAUCGAAGGUAUCAAUGAAUUUGCAAAUAGAUUUAUAGAUUUUCAUCGGAAAAUAUCAACUCAAAAAUACGAUGCGCUCAAUCAUCGCCUACCGUAUUUCGAAAACGAUUAUAAAGAAUUCAGACAGAACGUUGUCGAUACAGAAUGGGACAUGGAAGAAUUCGUCGGAGCUUCUUUAGCUAAAAUGACUGACGUCGAUAAUGUCCUCAGAUUAUUAAGCAGAUUCGAGAAAUUAAAUUUGGAGUGUCUACAUUUGGAGGAACGUUAUUUGGAAGCGAUGGUGAUGUUUCAUUCGGAAUUGGAAGUACUUAGAGACAGAUACAACGAGGAGAGACAGACGCCACAGCUACCGAGAAAUAUGCCGCCAGUUACUGGUAGGAUUAUGUGGAUCAGGCAAUUUUAUAGCAGAAUCGAAGAGCCUAUGAAUAUAUUUAGGACCAAAGAGAGAGUAAUGCGUCACAGGAAAGUCCAAAAAUGCAUCCAAUUGUUCAACGCCAUGUCGAUGGUGUUCGUUCAUUAUGAAAAUAUUUACCAUAAGGCGUGGUUUACUUUUGCCGGACAAGUUCGUAACUGUUUGUUGGUUCCUAUUUUGACGAAACAUCCCAAAACUAAAAGAUAUCAAGUCAAUUUCGAUAAUUAUAUCAUUGAAGUUAUUAGAGAAACGGAAUAUACUUACAAACUUGGAUUACCGGUACCAGACGUAGGACAGGUAUUGGUAUUUUGCAAAGAAAAAAUUCUCAAUUCUUACGAAAUCGUGAAAGCUCUCAUCCUACGAAACGAUGAAAUCAGAAUGAACAUACCCCUUUUGUUUUUACCUAUGAUGCGGCCGCACCUUUUGAAAAUGGAAGACGCUUUCAUGCCGGGAUUUUCGACAAUUACUUGGACUUCUAUGGGAAUCCCAGAAUUUUGCGACAAGGUUACAAGCAUUUUGGACUACGUUGAAAUAUUCGUCAAAGAAGUAAAGGAUAUGAAAGAGGCCCGAAUCGAUGAAGUGCUUGAAACUAUAACUAGAACAAAUUUGGCGUAUCUUCCACCCGAUGCUAUCAGUCCCGCUGAUUAUUUGCAAGAAAAUAUUAACCAUAGGAAACAAAUAAUAAAAGAAUUGCAAUUGAAAUCGUAUUCCGUGGAACGUUGUGUGAUCGAAUUGAUCAACAAGUUUUUGAGUGUUAUCGACGAACCGAGAUUCCAGAAAAAUAAAUAUAAUUGGUUGGACGCAGAAAAGGUUUUGAAAGCUAGCGGAUCAGCAACUAAUUUAUUAAUGAACGAGGAUGCAGCUUUCAAAGAAAUUGACCGAACUUAUACCAAAGAAUUGAGCGCAAUUCACGACGAUUGCAUGGAAAUGUUCAUGUUCUUUAAUAUGAGACUUGUUGAUGCUUUUAUAAAAGCUACUAAAUGGUCUUUGGAACAAGUCAAAUUAAGAGCUACGAGCUGAAGCAACCAAGAUCUCAGAGAGCUCAGACCUUUGAUGUUUACAAGUAUGAUACUUCAAAUACCGUUUAACAUGAUCAAUCCUUCUCUAGAUCAAAUUCAGAACUUUUUUUCGCAAGUUUUAACAGUCGUCUUGGAUACUCAUAAAUAUAUUCAGAUGUGGGGUCAAGAAUUCAAAAAGAAAUCGGCUAUGAAAUCUGUCAAAGACAAAGAAGAAGUUGAGUUACCGAAAAACAAGAAUUACUAUAAGUUAGUAAACGAGCACAAAGAAGUCGUUAGAGUUUAUAUGAGUUUACAGGGUGUUAUGUUUUUAUUGCAACCGGACGUUGAAAAUAUAUUGCAGCAAUAUUUGGAAUACAAUUAUCUUUGGGCCGAAGACAGAGAUGAACAAGUACAAAUUUUCUGCGAUAAAGGACCUUUGAUUGUUGAAAUUUCGGAAAAAUUCAAGGAAUACGACGCUAGAGCUGAAUCUAUCAGGCAGUUACCGGAAAAACAUGAUAUUGGCGCCUUGCAAAUUUUAAUGGAUCAGUACAAAAUGGCGCUUUUGGUGGAAUCUGACGCUUGGAAACAUAUUAUGGGUAAAAAAUUGUGCGACAAUUAUAGGGAAAAAUUGAAUAAAAUGGUCGAUUUCAUAAAAGCUCAAGAAAAGAUUCUGAAUAAGCCCAUUACUGAUUUGGACGAUUGCAGAGUUGCUAUGUUAUGUCUGGAAGUGAUAAGAGAGAAUUUCAUCGAAAUGGACAUGGAUCUGGGUCUUAUAGAAGACGCAUUUGCUACAUUCAACCGAUUCCACAUUGACGUAUCCAAAGAUGAUACGGAACGUGUCGAAUCUUUAAGAUUCAAUUUUCAAAAUAUGGUCAAUCAUUCAAAAGCCGUUCAAGAAGAUAUUUGCAACGUCCAAGGUCCUUUAUUGGAAGAAUUAACCGCGGGAGUCGCUAAAUUCAAAGACGAAGUCGAACAAUUUGAUAUCGACUUCGAAGAAAGAGGCCCGAUGAUACCGGGUCUGGCAGCUAGAGAGGCUAGCGAUAGGGUCUUAGCUUUCCAAGAUAGAUUCGAUGAAUUAUGGAGGAAAUUUGAAAUGUAUAGUAGCGGCGAAAGGUUAUUUGGACUAGAAGUAAACGAUUAUCCCAUAUUACACAAGAGAAAGAAGGAAUUUAACUUGUUGAAUAAAUUGUACGGGUUAUAUUUGGCGGUUAAUCAUAGUAUCGAUGGUUAUUUCGAUAUACCUUGGAGUGACGUCGAUAUUGAAGUCAUAUUUGCGGAGCUACAGGACUUUCAGAAUAGGUGCAGAAAAUUGCCCAAGGGUAUGAAAGAUUGGCCCGCCUUCAUCGAACUCAAAAAUAAAAUAGACGAUUUCAACGAAACUUGUCCUUUAUUGGAAUUAAUGGCUAACAAGGCAAUGAAAGAAAGACAUUGGAAACGUCUGACAAACUUGACUGGCUAUCAUUUCGAUAUAGAUUCGCCGUCGUUCACGUUGAAGAACGUUAUGGAAGCACCCCUAUUGAAAUAUAAAGACGACGUGGAAGAUAUCUGCAUAAGUGCCGUCAAAGAAAAAGACAUAGAAGCUAAAUUGAAACAAGUUAUAGCCGAUUGGGCUAUAGUGGAACUUUCUUUCGCGAACUUCAAGACCAGGGGAGAGUUGUUGCUGAAAGGUCAAGAAACCGGUGAGAUUAUCACGGUUCUUGAAGAUAGUUUGAUGAUUAUGAAUUCGCUAUUGAGCAACAGAUACAACGCACCUUUUAAAAAAGAUAUAGCGCUCUGGGUUCACAAAUUGGUAGAUACUUCGGAGAUUUUGGAAAAAUGGUUGAUUGUACAAAACUUAUGGGUGUAUUUGGAGGCGGUGUUCGUGGGAGGUGACAUAGCAAGGCAAUUACCGGCAGAAGCUAAACGAUUUAGCAACAUCGAUAAAUCGUGGAUGAAGAUAAUGGCGAGGGCUCACGAAACUCCCAACGCUGUUGAGUGUUGUACCGGCGACGAAACAAUGGGUCAACUCCUACCGCAUUUAUUAGAACAAUUAGAAACAUGUCAAAAAAGUUUGACUGGAUAUUUGGAAUCGAAAAGAUUAUGUUUUCCCCGAUUCUUUUUUAUAUCAGAUCCAGUUUUGUUGGAAAUAUUGGGUCAGAGCUCGGAUCCGUCUUCCAUUCAACCGCAUUUGCUCAGUCUUUUCGAUGCAGUUUGUAAGGUUGAUUUCGACGAAAAAAAAUCCGACGUCAUUGUAGCGAUGAAUUCGGAUCUGGGUGAGAAAAUAAUGCUGGAAAAAAGUGUAGUAUGUCAAGGAGGAGUGGAAUUAUGGUUGAACGCGUUGUUGAACGGCGUUAGGGAAACUGUUAAAAAUGUAUUAGCAGUACAAUGUCAAUGUUUCAACGAUCCCGAUUACGAUUUUAUCGCUGGUUUCGUAAAUUUUUGCGGACAGGCUGGUCUAGUUGGUGUACAAGUAUUGUGGACCAGCGAAUCGGAAGUGGCUAUAAAGAAAGCCAAAGUAGAUAGAAUGGCGAUGAAAAUAACCAAUCAAAGAUUUCUCGAUCUUUUGAAUUCCCUUAUAGAUUUGACGUCCAAAGAUUUAACGAAAAUGCAGAGAAUUCGUUUCGAAACUAUGGUUACCAUACACGUACAUCAAAGGGAUAUUUUCGAUAACAUUUGCAAACUGAAAGUGAAAAAUAUAUUGGAUUUCGAGUGGCAAGCACAAACUCGAUUCUAUUAUUACGAUGAAACUGAUGAUAUCGAUGUUAAAAUUACAGAUGUAAUUUUCCUAUAUCAAAAUGAGUAUCUUGGAAUCACGGAACGAUUAGCUAUUACUCCUUUAACUGAUAGGUGCUAUAUAACUUUGGCGCAAGCGAUUUGGAUCAAUAUGGGAGGCGCUCCAGCGGGUCCAGCGGGAACUGGAAAAACGGAAACUACCAAAGAUAUGGGAAGAACCUUAGGAAAAUUUGUUGUUGUUUUUAACUGUUCGGAUCAAAUGGAUUUCCGAGGACUUGGAAGAAUUUUUAAGGGUCUCGCCCAAUCUGGCACAUGGGGAUGUUUCGACGAAUUCAAUAGAAUUGAAUUACCGGUACUGUCUGUAGCUGCACAACAAAUCUACAUUGUAUUGGAAGCACGAAAAGCGAGAAAACCGAUAUUCGUUUUCAUGGAUGGAGACAACGUCAGUAUGAACAUCGAAUUCGGUAUAUUUUUGACAAUGAAUCCCGGUUACGCUGGUAGACAAGAACUUCCGGAAAAUUUGAAAAUAAUGUUUAGAAGUGUUGCUAUGAUGGUACCCGAUAGACAGAUAAUUAUACGAGUCAAAUUAGCCUCGUGCGGUUUCAAGGACAACGUUUAUCUUUCGAAGAAAUUUUAUACGUUAUAUCAAUUGUGCGAAGAGCAAUUGUCCAAACAAGUUCAUUACGAUUUUGGGCUUCGUAAUAUUUUAUCCGUUUUAAGAACUUUGGGUGCACAAAAGCGCGCGAAUCCCGCCGAAACUGAGGAAGUUGUAGUUAUGAGAGUUUUAAGAGAUAUGAAUCUAAGUAAACUAAUCGAUGAAGACGAACCGUUAUUUUUAUCUUUAAUCGAAGACAUGUUUCCCGGUAUAAAAUUGACGACGAAAUCGUGGAAAGACUUGCAGAAAGCGGUCACUCAUAUUUGCGACGAAUUAGGUUUGGUCAACUAUCCUUCGUGGAACUUGAAAGUGGUGCAAUUGUACGAAACGUCGCUCGUACGGCACGGACUCAUGGUAUUAGGUCCUACAGGUGCUGGAAAGACAAAAUGUAUGUUGACGUUGAUGAAAUCUUUGACGGAAAUGGGACAGCCACACAGAGAAUUACGUAUGAAUCCCAAAGCUAUAACAGCGCCACAAAUGUUCGGAAGAUUGGAUGUCGCUACCAACGAUUGGACCGAUGGAAUAUUCUCAACUUUAUGGAGGAGAACUUUGAAAUUUAAGAAAACUGAUUUCUGUUGGCUAAUUCUGGACGGUCCAGUCGACGCGGUGUGGAUAGAAAAUCUAAAUUCCGUCUUGGACGAUAACAAAACUUUGACUUUAGCUAACGGCGAUCGUAUAGUAAUGGCGAACAAUUGUAAAUUAGUAUUCGAACCGGAUAACGUUGAUAACGCCAGUCCUGCUACCGUUUCUCGCAUGGGAAUGGUCUUUAUGAGUUCGUCUGUUCUUCCUUGGUCACCUAUAUUGGAAGCUUGGUUGAAAACCAGAUCUACGCAAGAAGCCGAUUCGAUAAGGAAUCACUUUAACAGAUGCUACGACGAUCUACACACUUAUGUCCAAGCUAGAUUGAAAGCUAAGAUGUUCGUUAGGGAGGCGUUGUAUAUAAGACAGAGCUGCGAUGUUCUGCAAGGAAUUUUGGAUAUAUCCGAGGAAUCGAAAGUUUGGAAUGACAAACAAAUCGAACGCAUGGUUUUAUUUUCGAUAAUGUGGUCGUUGGGUUCGUUGUUGGAAUUGGAAGAUAGACAAAAAUUGGAAGAGUUCGCCGUUUCGCAUCCGUCUAAAAUGGAUUGGCCUAAAGUGCAAGAAAACGAAACUAUAUUCGAGUUCGUCGUGAAUCCGGACAAUGGAAGGUGGGAGCAUUGGACUGUCAGAGUGGAACCGUUUAUAUAUCCUCCGGAUACUGUCUUGGAAUUCACGAGCAUUCUUGUACCUAACGUAGAUAAUGUGAGAACAGCGUUUCUUAUACAUACUAUAGCGAAACAAUCGAAGGCUGUAUUGUUGAUUGGCGAACCAGGAACCGCGAAAACUGUAAUGAUAAAAGGAUAUUGUUCAACAUUCGAUCCAGAAUUCAAGUUGAACAAAUGCUUCAAUUUUUCUUCUGCGACAACACCUAAUAUGGUUCAGAGAAUUAUCGAAUCCUACGUCGACAAAAGAGUUGGUACAACAUAUGGACCGCCAGCUGGUAAAACUUUGACCGUUUUUAUUGACGACAUUAAUAUGCCUGUAAUUAAUGAUUGGGGCGAUCAAAUAACGAACGAAAUCGUUAGGCAGUGUAUGGAAACAGGAGGUUUCUAUAGUUUGGAUAAACCCGGCGAUUUCUCUGUGAUAGCCGAUGUGAUGUUUCUGGCGGCAAUGAUUCAUCCCGGAGGCGGAAGAAACGACAUACCUCAUAGACUCAAGAGGCAAUUUUGCAUUUUCAAUUGUACUUUACCCAGCACAUCAGCUAUGGACGUAAUUUUCAGUCAAAUAGCUUGCGGAUAUUUCUGUUUGGAACGAUUCAAUGAAGAAAUAUCCGAAUUUAUACCGAAACUUGUACCGCUCACAAGACACUUGUGGCAAAAUACCAAGAAAAAGAUGCUACCGACCCCCGCGAAAUUCCAUUACGUAUUUAAUCUUCGAGACCUUUCGAGAAUAUGGCAGGGAAUAUUGACGGUGCAAGUUCUAGAAUGUCCCGAUAAAGCUAAAAUGCUUAAAUUGUGGAGACAUGAAUGCACGAGGGUUAUAUCCGAUCGUUUUACUGAAGAUUCCGAUCGUGAAUGGUUCACGAAAGCGUUGAGAAAGCAAGCGGAAGAAGAACUCGGCGAUGAUCUUGAAUUUUAUCCGGAAGAAGAAACUUUUUGGGUAGAUUUUCUCAGGGAACCACCCGAAGCGACUGGGGACGAACCGGAAGAUUUUUGCUUCGACGCUCCUAAAAUAUACGAGGAGAUACCGAGCUGGGAAUUUCUCAAAGAAAAAUUAUUAACUUUUAUGGCUUCGUAUAACGACGCUAUUCGAGGUAGUCCAAUGGAUAUGGUGUUUUUCCAUGACGCCAUGGUGCACUUGAUGAUCAUUUCUAGAAUAAUCAGAACGCCACGCGGUAACGCUUUUCUUGUUGGUGUUGGUGGUUCGGGAAAACAGAGUUUGACACGUCUAUCUACUUUUAUGGCUAAUUACGAAAGUUUCCAGAUACAACUCACAAGAUCUUACAACGUGGGUAAUUUAAUGGACGAUAUGAGAAUUUUGUACCGAGCCGCCGGUUUAGACGGCAAAGGAAUGACUUUCAUAUUCACCGACAACGAAAUUAAAGAAGAAACCUUCUUGGAGAGCGUCAAUAAUAUCCUAAGCUCCGGCGAAAUUGCAAAUCUCUUCGCCAAAGAUGAAUUAGACGAGAUACAAUCUGAACUGAUUCCUAUUAUGAAGAAAAUUUUACCGAAAAAACCUCCUACCGUAGAGAAUCUCUAUGAUUUCUUCAUAACUAGAGCUAGAAGUAAUUUGCAUGUCACUUUAUGUUUUUCACCAGUCGGAGAAAAAUUUAGGAGUCGCGCACUGAAAUUCCCCGGAUUAAUAUCAGGCUGCACCAUAGAUUGGUUCAGCAAAUGGCCGGAAGAUGCUCUGAUAGAAGUAUCGUCGCAUUUUCUUCAAAAGUAUAACGUCGUCUCAACUCCGGAGGUGAAACUAGAACUCAUAGAAAUAAUGGCAGAAAUUCACGACGGCGUCAGCAAUUUUUGCGAAGAAUAUUACAACAGGUUCCGACGAAGGACUUACGUGACCCCGAAAACGUUCAUAUCGUUCUUGGCGGCGUAUAAAGUUUUAUAUAAGAUAAAACUUGAUGAAAUCGGAGUGUUGGCCCAAAGGAUGAAAACGGGAUUGAAAAAAUUGGUUGAAGCUGCCGCUAGCGUCGACGAAUUGCGCAAAGAAUUGGCGGUAAAAGAAAUUGAAAUGGAAGCUGCGACCGAAAAAGCCGAAGGGGUAUUAGAGGAAGUGAUGGCAGCUUCAGAAAUCGCCAAUAAAAUUAAAGAAGAAGCAUUGGUGGUAAAAGAUAGAGCAGAAAAUCUAGUGGCUCUCAUAAGCGUCGAUCAAAAAGAAGCCGAAAGUAAAUUGAUGGCUGCUAAACCGGCACUCGACGCAGCCGAAGCUGCUUUACUAACUAUAAAAGCGGCAGAUAUAGCAACCGUACGAAAAUUGGGUAAACCUCCUUAUUUGAUUUUACUUAUUAUGGAUUGCGUUUUGAUUUAUUUCAAGAGAAAAUUGGAACCCGUUAAACCGGAUCCAGAAAAAACUUUUUUGCUUCCAUCUUGGGCCGAAUCUUUAAAAGUGAUGGCCGAAUCAGCAUUCUUAAAAAAGUUACAAGACUAUCCGAAAGAUACCAUAAAUGCCGAAAUAAUAGAUUUACUCAUACCGUACUUUAAUUAUCCCAUUUAUACUUACGAAGCUGCUAAAACGGCUUGUGGUAAUGUAGCAGGUCUAAUUUCUUGGACUUUGGCUAUGGCAUCCUUUUUUGACGUAAACAGAGAGGUUUUACCUUUGAAGGCGAAUCUAGCAAUUCAACAGGCGAAACUUACUAGAGCUCAAGACGAACUUGAAAGCGCUAUGGAGCUAUUGCGGACAAAAGAAGAAGAAGUAAGACAAUGUCAGGAACAAUACGAAGAAGCAAUGACUUUUAAACAGAAAAUCUUUGAUGAAGCUAUGAAAGUGAAAAAUAAAAUGGACGCCGCCACAGCGCUUAUAGACGGAUUGGCGGGCGAGAGAGUGAGAUGGACUGAUCAACUGGCUCAAUUCAAAGCUGAAACCGAGCGACUUGUCGGCGAUGUGAUUCUCCUAACUGGUUUCUUGGGAUACACCGGUCCCUUUAAUCAAGAAUUCAGACAGUUGAUGCAACAAUCGUGGAUCGAUUCAUUGGUUAGACGUAAAAUGCCGGUUACUUUGAGUCUCAAUAUUAUCGAUAGUUUAACUGAUUCGGCUACGAUCGGCGAAUGGAAUCUUCAAGGUUUGCCUAACGAUGAUUUGUCCGUCGAAAAUGGUAUUAUCGUAACUUCGGCAUCGAGGUAUCCGCUUUUGAUCGACCCACAGAGUCAAGGGAAAUUUUGGAUCAAAGAGAAAGAGAAGGAUAACCAUUUGAUUGUUACCACUUUGGGUCACAAAUACUUUAGAAAUCAAUUGGAAGACGCCGUUUCAUUGGGAUAUCCGAUGAUAAUAGAAGAUAUCGCCGAAGAUCUGGAUCCAGUAUUAGACAAUGUAAUGGAGAAGAAUCACAUUAAAGUUGGUACGACGUUAAAAGUUAAAUUGGGCGAUAAAGAAGUCGAUUAUAAUCAUAGUUUCAAAUUGUACAUUACAACUCGUUUGGCUAAUCCCAAAUAUACACCAGAAAUAUUUGCCCGAGCUUCUAUAAUUGAUUUUACUGUAACAAUGAAAGGUUUGGAAGAUCAAUUAUUAGGUCGGGUGAUUUUGACGGAAAAGAAAGAAUUGGAACAAGAACGAACGAAUUUGAUAAAAGACGUAACCGCAAAUAAAAGAAAAAUGUUGGAGCUCGAACAAAAUCUGUUAUAUAAAUUGACCACGACGCAAGGGUCUCUCUUAGACGACGAAUCAGUGAUAACAGUAUUGAACGUUACUAAAACUACAGCUAACGAAGUGAAAGAAAAAUUAUCCAUCGCCAAGGAAACGGAAAUUAAAAUAAAUUUAGCUAGAGAAGAAUUUAGACCGAUUGCAGCCAGAGGAAGCGUUCUGUAUUUUUUGGUAGUAUCAAUGUCUAUGGUGAAUUACAUGUACCAAACGUCAUUGGUGCAAUUUUUGGAACGAUUUGACUUGUCUAUGUACCGAUCUGAAAAAUCUCCAAUAAUAUCCAGACGAAUCGUAAAUAUAAUCGAUUAUCUUACAUUCGAAAUAUUCAAAUAUAAAAGUAGGGGCUUAUACGAGGAGCACAAAUAUAUGUUCGUAUUAUUGAUGUGCCUGAGAAUCGAUCUCGAUAGAGAAACUAUAACCCACGACGAAUUUCAAAAUUUCAUCAAAGGUGGCGCCGCUCUCGACCUGAACGCCUGUCCGCCGAAACCGGCUAAAUGGAUAACGGAUAUGACUUGGUUGAAUUUGGUGGCGUUAUCGAAACUGAGACAUUUCCAAUAUAUCGUUCAACAGGUAACUGUAAAUGAUAGACAGUGGAAAUUGUGGUUUGACAAAGACGCUCCAGAAGAAAGUAUAAUACCAGACGGUUACAACAGUUUAGAUACAUUUAGAAAAUUAUUGAUGAUAAGGUCGUGGUGUCCAGAUAGAACAAUCACCCAAAGUAGAAAAUAUAUAGCGAGUUCUCUUGGUCAAAGAUUCGCCGAACCGGUUAUAUUGAACAUGGAAGUCCUUUUCAACGAAUCUAGACCGUUGACGCCGAUCAUAUGCUUCCUAAGUAUUGGAUCUGAUCCUACGCCGUACAUUGAACAAUUAGCUAAAAAAUUGGAAUUAAAAUGCAAAUCUAUAUCGAUGGGUCAAGGACAAGAAAUCCACGCGAGGAAGCUCAUGUACGCGGCACAAACCGAAGGAUUUUGGGCGUUACUUCAAAACUGCCACUUGUCACUGGACUACAUGAACGAAGUUUUACUCCAAUUUUUGGAUUUGGAGAAAGGUAUAGGAUCCGUACACCCGGAUUUCCGCUUGUGGAUUACGACGGAAGUCAACGAUCACUUCCCCAUAAGUUUAUUACAAAUUUGCAUCAAAUUUACCAACGAACCUCCAUCGGGAAUAAGAGCCGGUUUACUCAGAACGUACACUUCGAUGAAUCAAGAUUUGUUGGAUUAUUCAGACGCUUGGCAGUAUAUUCCUUUGGUGUACGCCAUUUCUUUUUUACAUACCGUCGUACAAGAAAGAAGAAAGUUCGGACCUUUAGGCUGGAAUAUACCGUACGAGUUCAAUUCGGCCGACUGGUUAUCUAGCGUACUAUUCCUACAAAAUCACUUGGACGAUCUGGAUCCGAAAAGGGGGAUCAGUUGGCAGACUUUAAGGUACAUGCUGGGUGAGGUCCAUUAUGGAGGUAGAGUGACAGAUGAUUUUGACAAGAAACUCCUAAAUACGUUUUGCAAAGUUUGGUUUAGUGAUAGCGUAUUUAAUGACGAUUUUAUGUUCUACAAAGGUUACAAAAUCGUUAAAUUUAAAUCUGUUGCCGAUUAUGUAGCUCAUAUAGAUGGAUUCGCGCCUACGGAUCCCCCUCAAGCUUACGGAUUGCAUUCUAACGCCGAUAUUACGUAUCAAACGAACACUACGAUAGCUAUGUUCGAUUAUAUGUUGGCAAUUCAACCGAAAGAAUCUGGAGGUAGUGGUGGAGAAUCACGAGAAGCCGUAGUGCAACGGCAAGCGAAAGAUAUGCUUAGUAAGCUACCUGAUAACUACGAUCCAUUUGAAGUACGGGAAAGAUUGAGAAUAAUGGGUCUUUUGAAUUCUCUCAACAUCUUUUUGAGACAAGAAAUAGACAGAAUGCAAAAAGUUAUCUCAGUAGUAAGAGCUACAUUACGAGAUUUACUUUUAGCUAUCGAAGGUACAAUAAUUAUGAGUGAGGCGCUCGGAGACGCGCUCGAUAUGAUUUACGACGCUAAAGUCCCUAAUAUUUGGUUACGACCAUCGUGGAUCGCCAGUACUUUGGGUUUCUGGUUUACGGAAUUGAUCGAAAGGGAUAACCAAUUUAGAAUUUGGUGUUUCACAGGAAGACCUACCAGUUUUUGGAUGGCGGGCUUCUUCAAUCCACAAGGUUUUUUGACUGCAAUGAAACAGGAAGUCGCCAGAGCGCAUAAAGGCUGGGCUUUAGACAACGUCAAACUAUUUAACGAAGUUACGAAACUUGUUCGUGAAGAAGUUACAGCUGGACCACCGGAAGGAGUUUAUGUAUAUGGGUUGUUUUUGGACGGGGCCGGUUGGGAUAGGAAACAUUCCCGUCUUGCCGAAUCGAUAAAUAAAGUUUUGUACACGAUGAUACCAGUAGUACAUAUAUACGCUUUAUACAACGUAGAAAUUAAAACAACUACUCUCUACGUGUGUCCUGUUUAUAAGAAAUCGAGAAGAACUGGAUUGAAUUACAUCACAAUUUUAUAUUUGAACACGGCCAAACCUCCCGAACAUUGGUGUCUAAGAGGAGUUGCAUUGCUUUGCGACAUUCAAUAA